GGCUGUCUUUUUAUUCCCGAAUUCGCCAAAUCCGCAGGCCAGAUUCAGAUCGCAUUUGACUUUGUUAGCGCCGUCGCCGCCAUGGCAGAGACGGAGACGAAGACGAAGAGCGAGGGCACGACGUCGCUGCACGUAGCGAUGUUCCCGUGGCUCGCCGUCGGCCACUUCAUCCCCUUCCUCCGCCUCGCCGACCUCCUCGCUCAGAGGGGCCACAAGAUAUCCUUCCUCUCCACCCCCCACAACCUCUCCAGACUCCCCAAAAUAUCCCCGCACCUGUCCUCCCUGAUCACCCUCGUGCCCCUCCCCUUCCCCGAAACCCCCUCCCUGCCCCCGCUCGCCCAGUCCUCCUCCGACGUCCCCAACCGCCACCAGCAGCUCCUCAAGCCCGCCUUCGACGCCCUCCUCCCCGCGCUCCGCUCCUUCCUCGAGUCCUCCCGCCCCGACUGGGUCCUCUACGACUACGCCUCCCACUGGCUCCCCGCCCUUGCCGCGGAGCUCCGCGUCCCCCACGCCUUCCUCAGCCUCUUCGCCGCCGUCGUCCUCUCCUUCUUCGGCCCUCCGCCGGAGCUGGUCUCCGGCAGGAGGUUCCAGUCGGACGGCGGCGGGGACCUCACCGCGGUCCCGCCGUGGGCCCCCGCCGGGUCUGGCCUGGCUUUCCGCCCGCACGAGGUCGCGAGGAACGCGGAGCGGUCGGAGGUGAGCGUGGAGACCACGCCGGACACGGUGCGGUUCGGCGUCUCGAUCGGGGAGAGCGACGCGGUAGUGGUUCGGACGUGCGAGGAGUUCGAGCCGGAGUGGCUCGGCCUGCUGCGCGAGCUGUACGGCGACAAACCGGUUUUGCCGGUCGGGUUCUUGCCUCCAAUGGACGAAGAGGAUGAGAGUGACGACGUGGAAAGCACAGAGAGAUGGCGAUUUAUGAAAAGCUGGUUGGAUGGGCAGGAGACGAACUCGGUGGUCUACGUGGCAUUCGGCACGGAGGUCACACUGACCCGGGCCGAGCUCGUCGAGUUGGCUCGCGGGUUGGAGCUGUCCGGGUUGCCCUUCUUUUGGGUGCUUCGAAGGUCACCCGGGUCGGAUAGGGAUGACGGGCUGGAGAGUCUGCCAUGCGGGUUCUUAGAGAGAGUGAGGGGCCGAGGGUUCGUCCACUCCGGGUGGGCUCCGCAGGUGAAGAUCCUACGGCAUGAGUCGAUCGGGGGGUUCUUCACCCAUUGUGGGUAUAAUUCGAUGAUCGAAGGCCUCUCGUGCGGGCGAAUUCUGGUUCUCUUCCCUGUUAUGAACGAGCAAGGGCUCAAUGCAAGAUUGCUGCUUGCGAAGGGGGUCGCGAUCGAAGUGCCCAGGGACAAGAUGGACGGGUCUUUCACGGGAGAGUCGGUGGCCGGGUCGGUUCGGCUGGCCAUGGUGGAUGAGGCGGGCAAGCCGGUGAGGGCAGCGGCGAGGGAAAUGAAGGGCGUGUUUGGAAACAGGGAGAAAAAUGAUGGGUACGUGGAUGAAUUUGUUCGUUACUUGGCAGAGCAUAGGAAGCCAAAGCCCGCGAUGAAAUAGAGCUUUUUGACGAAAAUGUAAGAGCCAUUACAAAAGUUGAUAGAUCUAUUGGAUUCUUUUGCUAAUGUUCUCUAACUUACCCAAGUUUGUGAUUGUCGGACUGUACAUUAUUUACUGUUUGCAAGAUUCGUACCAACU
Molecule: messenger RNA, 1680 nt
Organism: Rhodamnia argentea
Lineage: Eukaryota; Viridiplantae; Streptophyta; Magnoliopsida; Myrtales; Myrtaceae
Product: UDP-glycosyltransferase 91C1-like
Exons: 1
Coding region: 82-1542 (486 amino acids)
Molecular function (GO): UDP-glycosyltransferase activity
Source: RefSeq, a predicted model, not a curated record